GUUCAAUUGAGUUCAAUCUAGUAUGAGAUCAUUUGAUUUUAUGUAUGAUGUUUAAACGAUUUGUGAUUCAUUGUUUGAGAACAAGUUCUUCUAUAAAGUUGGUAAAGGCAUACAGUAAAUCUGCACAGCAUGAAGUUAAGGAUAUAGAAAUUCCAGUACCUUGGGGCAAAGUAGCCGGUAAGUUAUGGGGAUUGCAAAAUAAACAACCUAUCCUGGCUAUGCAUGGCUGGCAAGACAAUGCUGCAUCAUUUGAUAACAUAGCACCUCUUAUUAUGAAAAAUACUCCAGUUUUGGCAAUUGAUUUACCUGGACACGGUCUAUCUUCGUGGAUACCACCAGGAUUUAUGUAUAGUGAAUUGAUAUACUUUUUGUUAGUCAAAAGAAUUAAAAGAUAUUUUGGAUGGGAAAAAAUAAAAGUAAUGGCGCAUUCCUUAAGUGCAAUGACAAUAUAUUGGUAUGCUGCUACUUUCCCGAUGGAGUUGCAAUACGUUAUAGCUUUGGACUUUUUUAAAUUUAUCUCUACUAGCGCAAGUAGGCAUACUCCUAGAUUUAGAAAUGCAGUUGAUGCGUUUUUCAAACUUGAAGAAAGUAGUGUUCAACCUAGUUACACACAAAGUGAGAUUAUGAAGAAGAUAUCUACAGGGCUUAUAAAUUUGGAUGAAUCAUCAAGUAGAAUAAUCAUGACUAGAGGUGUUAGACAAAAAGAAGAUGGAAUGUACAUUGUAAACAGAGAUCCUAGAUUACGAGUUACACCCAUCCAUAGUAUGUUUUCGCCGGAGCAAUUAGAAGAGUACGCAAACUUUAUAACGUGUCCAUAUUUAAUAAUCAAAGGAGAAAUUAAUUUGCUUGGUGAGGACAAAGAACACUUUUAUAAAACGCUGGAAAUAAUGAGAGCAGCUAAUGAGAAUGUACAAUUUGAGAUUCUAUCAGCAACACAUCAUCUUCAUCUCACACAUCCAAAAGACACAGCAGCACUUAUUAAUCCCUUUUUAGAAAAGUAUGAUUAAUUAUGUUAUUCUCUCUGUCUCUCUCUUUCUCUCUCACAAACA
Messenger RNA from Cyphomyrmex costatus, 1049 nucleotides. Its product is annotated as probable serine hydrolase. Gene Ontology annotation, cellular component: membrane. The coding region runs from base 45 to 1007 and encodes 320 amino acids. NCBI's taxonomy places the organism in Eukaryota, Metazoa, Arthropoda, Insecta, Hymenoptera, Formicidae. The record is from RefSeq and is a predicted model, not a curated record. The transcript has 3 exons.